Molecule: messenger RNA, 1795 nt
Organism: Aplosporella prunicola CBS 121167
Lineage: Eukaryota; Fungi; Ascomycota; Dothideomycetes; Botryosphaeriales; Aplosporellaceae
Exons: 2
Coding region: 67-1428 (453 amino acids)
Biological process (GO): ribosomal large subunit assembly; rRNA processing
Cellular component (GO): preribosome, large subunit precursor
Molecular function (GO): rRNA binding
Source: RefSeq, a predicted model, not a curated record
CCGCAACACUCCUCCAUCCCUCUCCCUCUCUGUUUCUCUCUCAUACUUUUCUAAACUAAUUCAACCAUGGCCAAGAGAAGAGUCAAGAAGCGCACCCAUGUCGGCGCGGCCAAUGCGCCCCACGACGCGCCCAAGCCCGGCGACAAUGCCCCCAAGAGCAUGGUCAUCCGCGUCGGAGCCGGCGAGGUCGGCUCCAGCGUGUCGCAGCUGGUCAAGGACGUCCGGCACGUCAUGGAGCCUGGCACAGCAGCCCGACUAAAGGAACGGCGGUCGAACAAGCUGCGCGACUACACCACCAUGGCCGGCCCGCUCGGCGUCUCCCACCUCCUGCUCUUCUCCAAGUCCGAGACGGGCAACACCAACCUCCGCCUGGCGAAGACGCCGCGCGGGCCGACGCUGCAUUUCCGCGUCGAGAAGUACUCGCUGGCCAAGGACGUGAUGCGCGCGCAGAAGCACCCCAAGACGGGCGGGCACGAAUACCACACGGCGCCGCUGCUGGUUAUGAACAACUUCACGAGCAGCGCGGGGGCGAGCGAGAGCCGCGCGGCCAACGCCGUCCCGCCCCAGCUCGAGUCCCUCGUCACCACCAUGUUCCAAUCCCUCUUCCCGCCCAUCUCGCCGCAAGCCACGCCCCUGACCUCGAUCCGCCGCGUCCUGCUGCUGAACCGCGAGCCCGCGCCCGCCGACUCAAACUCGUACGUCAUCAACCUGCGCCACUACGCCAUCACGACCAAGAUCGUCACCAAGAACGUCCCCAAGAGCAUCCGCCGCCUAAACAACGCCACCAAGCUGCCCGCCAGCUCCGAGAAGAAGCGCAAGGGCCUGCUGCCCAACCUCGGCAAGCUCGACGACGUCGCUGACUACCUGCUGGACCCGGACGCGGGCGGCGGCUACACCAGCGCCAGCGACACAGAGGUCGAGACGGACGCCGAGGUCGAGGUCCUCGCCAAUGCCACGCGCCGCGUCCUCAACCGCAAGGAGAAGCAGCGCGCCAAGGACGCCGCAACAGGCGCCGCGUCGCGGCCCGACGACGCCCGCGCAAACGUCGAGAAGCGCGGCGUCAAGCUCGUCGAGCUGGGGCCGCGCAUGAAGCUGCGCUUGCAGAAGGUCGAGGAGGGCUUGUGCGGCGGCAAGGUCAUGUGGCACGAGUCCAUCACAAAGUCCGCCGACGAGGUCCGCAAAAUGGACAAGAUGUGGGACCAGCGGCGGAAGGAAAAGGAGGAGCGCAGGCGCAUCCAGAAGGAGAAUGUCGAGCGGAAAAAGAAGGAGAGGGGCGAGACGGGCGAGGAGGAAGACGAUGAGGACAUGGACGCCGAUGAUGACGACGAGUGGGAUAGUGAAGGCUUGGAUAACGAUGGCGCGGGAGACGUGGGGAGCGCCGACGAAGAAGACGAGGACAUGGAGGACGUCGACGAGGACGACGAGUGAGCGCUCUCGCGCACCAAUUUCUCUGAUAUCAUUGUAUGGAGCUGGCUUAGAACACGCACGGGGUCUGGGCCGACAAACAAAAAAAAAAAUUCUGAAUCGCUUUUCCAACCUUGCAGCAGCAGCAGCAAAAAAACCCGUAACCCAGGGCCAACCAACGACACGCAUCCCACACGCCUCCCACACGCCUCCCUUCUAUUACACACGCGCCUCAGCAGCGGCGCCCAUGACUGCUCACUCACUCAGCCUUGACGCGCUUAUCAGCCGGCUGGCCAUUCUGCUCCGACUCCACGGAGCCGCGUUUCCUAGACGCGUCGUUCCUCCUGCGCGCCUCCUCAGCAGCCUCCCACUCCCGGCGCUUCUGCUUCUC